Molecule: messenger RNA, 2092 nt
Organism: Sebastes umbrosus (honeycomb rockfish)
Lineage: Eukaryota; Metazoa; Chordata; Actinopteri; Perciformes; Sebastidae
Gene: fam151a
Product: family with sequence similarity 151 member A
Exons: 13
Coding region: 154-1920 (588 amino acids)
Source: RefSeq, a predicted model, not a curated record
GCACCUUAUCAGUGAAAACGCUGUGAUCUCUGCUCUGGAGAUAAGGCUCAUAUAAAUGAUUUGCCAUCUGUCGUUGUGUUGUUCCGCAGCUCUUUACAAAGACGACAUUUUUUAAUUCUGAGGACAGUAGAAAGAACAGGGCAGCGGGAGAGGAUGGGAGAACGAGAGGUCAAUCAGAGAGAAAACAUAGGCAUGGCAGAAAGGGCGAGGCCGCAGUCUAACCGCCAAGGACAAAAGACAGACCUUUAUCUGGGCUUUUUAACAAAACAACAACUGAUAAUCAUAUCUGUGGCUGUUGGACUCGUCGUCCUGGUGAUUAUCAUCACGGUCGCAGCCGUGCUCGGCACAAAGUCAGGUUCCUCGGCUCCUCGGCCCUCGUUUUCUACCGACGGAGACAUGCUGGACUUCCUGGUUCAGUCGGGUGACAUCAGCGAACCCGACGGUCUGUUGGCUACCUGGUUUCACAGAGCUAACAGCAAGGAGGAAAUGAACACGGCUCUCGCGAGUGGUGUUAUGAUCCUGGAGGCUGAUAUCACUCUGGAGGGUUAUGGAACACCCAGUGAGAAGCCAAUCCCUAUCAUGGCCCACCCUCCUGCCAUCUACAGUAACAACACUCUGGACCAGUGGUUGGAUGCUGUGCUGGCCUCUAGAAAAGGCAUGAAGUUGGAUUUUAAGUCUCUGAGAUCGGUGGGUUUGUCAUUGGACCUGCUUACUCAAAAGAACAGUAGCAGAGGAAUAAACAGGCCUGUGUGGGUUAAUGCUGACAUCCUCCGAGGUCCCAACGCACCAGCCUUCCUGCCUCUAGUCAACGGAACCAGAUUUCUGCAGUUGAUUCAGGAGAAGUUUCCAGAUGUGACUUUGUCUCCUGGAUGGAAGGUAGCCUACGCUCCUCCAUUCUUCAUUGAAACCUACACCAGGGCCAUGGUGGAAGAAAUGUAUGAUAUGAUCAAAGAUGUCCCCCAAAAGGUGACGUUCCCGGUCCAUGUCAUGUUGGUUCGCAGUGGCUGGCAGCACAUCAGCUGGCUCCUCAGCCAGUCGCCACGGUUCAGUCUGACAUUGUGGCAGGGUUCGAUUCACCCAAACAUCAGUGACCUGCUGUUCGUUCGUGAGAACAGCCAUCCCGCCAGGGUCUACUACGAUAUCUAUGAGCCAACGCUGUCUGCAUUCAAAGAGGGCGCAAGGCAGCAGGGCCUUCUGAGGAGAUUCUAUCCUGGAGGAGACCUGAUGGACUUCCUCUAUCCAGAUCACAACUCUGACAGCGACUUCCUGUCCACAGCCACACAACGCAACAGCCUGGCAGUCCGUUGGUUUAGAGUCACUGAUCAGACCUCCCUGUUGGCUCAGCUCUCAGGUGGUGAUGGUGGCAUGCUGGUGGUUCAGGUUGUCCCUCUGGUUGAAGGUUCUGGAAAGAGCUCAGCGGCUCUCACACUGCAGGACGUCCUGCAGCUGCUCGGGCAGAGAGCUGGUGCACCCUGGGGUGUUCACCUGCGGAUCCCCACUCAGCAGCUUCUGGAAGCUUCUCUCAGGCUGCUGCACUCGGCCUACAGCGGAGAGAGGCUCUACAGACCUGUGUGGAUCAGCAUGGAGGGUUUACAGAGCACUGAUAACACCAAGGAGUUUGUAGCCACAGUAGAGAGGCUGUUCCCGUACGUCACCGUCGUCCUGGCAGAGCAGAACUGGCCUCCUCUGAUCCCAGUGAUCCCAGGCUUGUCUCAGAGGGUGGCUCUACAUCUCAACGCGGCGUCACUGCCGACAGGACAGGAGGCGAUUAACUCUCUGAUGGGAAUGAUGGAUAGAUAUGACCUGUUAGUGGAGGAGGACACACAAAGCAGCGCUGGAGCUUUCGCUGUCUUCAAAGGACUUAUGACCCAGCGAAGGAGAGCUAACACAAACCUGUAUGUGAUAUCUGGCCAAUCCUAACUGAGGAUGGAUAUGACCAACACAUUGUUAAUCAUAGCCUGACUGGCUCAUUACUGAUCUAUCCGUGUAUACGCUGGCGAAUGUGGGGGGGAAUUAUCGUACAUAAUGCUGCCAUAAAGUGUGCUUGAGUUGUCUUGUCUUGCACUGAAAUAAAAUCAAAUGUAGGAUGCCA